Suillus subaureus is the source of this 1083-nucleotide messenger RNA. RefSeq names its product P-loop containing nucleoside triphosphate hydrolase protein. Gene Ontology annotation, cellular component: mitochondrion; cytoplasm. The record is from RefSeq and is a predicted model, not a curated record. Gene Ontology annotation, molecular function: GTP binding. Gene Ontology annotation, biological process: tRNA wobble uridine modification; tRNA methylation. Bases 212 to 967 code for a protein of 251 amino acids. Lineage: Eukaryota; Fungi; Basidiomycota; Agaricomycetes; Boletales; Suillaceae. The transcript has 2 exons.
UUCCUGAAACGAGUUUACCUCGAGUUGAUUUGUUGGAUGCGGCUCGGCAAUCUGCAGGCGAAUGUCAAUCGUCGAGUCAGUUUCCGAUGGAUGAGACGCCUGAAAUAUGGCUGUAAGGAACGUGGUCAACGUUCGUAUGGUUUUAAAAGACAUGCGGCCAAACGCUACCGCAGUACCCUAGUGCCAUCCUGAACGACCCUCCUAAAUCGCGAUGAAUACAAGAAAGAAAAAUAUUGUCCUUUUUGGGCCAGCAGGGGCAGGCAAAAGCUCACUCGUCAAUCUCAUGGCGGGAAAGGACGUAGCAGUCACGUCCAAUGAUACGCAACGCUGCACAUUAUACUGGAAACAAUAUCCCAUCAAAUUCGGCGGCGAAUCUUAUAUGGUGUUCGAUACCGCUGGACUCGAUGAACCACAGCUGAAUAUCACAGAAUACCUCAAUGCUGUCGAGAAUGCCUAUGGGCUCAUCCAGUAUUUGGAGGCACAAGGGGGCAUUGAUUUGCUUCUGUUCUGCAUGCGCGCAGGCAGACUCACUGAGACGCUUCGGAACAAUUACCGGCUCUUUCACGAAUUCCUCUGUGACAAGAAGAUUCCAGUCGUUGUAGCGGUCACACACCUCGAAACCGAGUCCGUAAUGGAUGAAUGGUGGGGGAGGAACGAGAGAACCUUCCAAUCUCAGCAGAUACAUGUCGUUGGUCAUGCAUGCAUCACGACCAAAAACGAUUUCCGAAGCCUGUAUGAACAAUCACGCGUCAUAGUCCGCAACCUUGUUAAACAGUACACUGCCGACGGGCAGAGGCAAGCUUGGAUAGGAGGAAACAGCAUGUUCGUGUCGUUGAUGCGUAAACUGAAGCAGCUACUUGUAGGGAAUUUGCUCGUGAAGAGGGGUACCAUCCCUCGCCUCAUCAAGAGGUGCGGUAUGUCUCCAGACCUUGCUAAAGAGUUAGCUAGGAUGAUCGAUAGAGUGUAGAAGGAGCUACUUAACCUCUCGUGUCCGAUAACUUGUGCUGAUUCGGCUGUAGACUUUGUCCUUGCCGGUGUGUCUUACGUAUCCUACUUACCCUAAUGUCAUGUAUCCAUACUGAA